CCCUCACUUUUGGAAAGUGUUUACAGGUGAUGAGAGUGAGACGGUGUGUUCCUACACUUUUUAUUCAUCACUCCAACACGUUAAAUCACCUCUAGUUCGCUUCUGCAGAGUGUUCACCGCCUUUGUUAAGAUAUGUUGGAUUUUAAGGCAGAGUGGAGCAUCUCUUUUGCAGGUUGUGGUUUUAUGGGGAUUUACUACGUCGGUGCUUGCAGUUGUAUCCUCCAAAGAUGUCCUCGAUUCAUUAAAGACGCCUCUAAAAUCAGCGGGGCGUCCGCUGGAGCUCUCAUAGCUGCAGCUCUCAGUGUUGGGAUCCCUCUGGACAAAUGUUGUGCUGAUUUGAUGUUCAUGGCUAAAGAAGCAAGGAAGCACAGGCUGGGUCCUUUUCACCCGGCGUAUGACCUGCUGCGGAUCGUCAGGGAUUCUCUGAUCAAGAGUCUCUCUGAUGACGCUCAUGUCCUCGCCACCGGGAAGCUCUGCGUGUCACUGACCAGAGUGUCAGACAGGAAGAACUUUCUGGUAUCUGAGUUUGACAGCAGGGAGGAGCUCAUACAGGCUCUUCUUUGCAGCUGCUUUGUCCCUCUCUACUGUGGUGUUAUUCCACCAACGUAUCGCGGGGUGCGUUAUAUGGACGGCGCCGUCAGUGAUAACCAGCCUCGAUGUCACGUGAAAAACACCAUAAUAUUCUCUCCGUAUGCUGGUGAGAGCGAUCUCUGUCCACGAGCAAGCACACUGAACUUUCAUGAGGUGCGCUUCAAAAACAUGAGCAUCCAGGUGAACUCAGAGAACAUGUACCGAGUGACCAGCACCUUCUUCCCCCCGCAGACUGAGGAAAUGGCUGAAAUCUGCCAGAAUGGCUACAUAGACGCUCUCCGCUUCCUGCAGGAGAACAGUAAGAAAUUCAUCUCACAGACACGUUUGAAUUUCCUGCAAUGGCAAAGCUGGCAAGAUCUGAUCAGCGAUUCUCCAAUGAGAAGCCUGGAGACGGAUGCGCCUGAACCAUCUUGUUGUGAGCUGAUGAAGAGUUUGGCUGAAGUGGGGUGCAGAGAAAAUACACAAGAGAACAGACUGAGAGCAGCUCAGGAGCACUGGUGGCUGGAUAAGCGACUCAUUGAGAAACUUCCACUCAACAUUAAGAAGGCGUUGUGUGAGGCCUGCAGGGAGACGCACACAGCUGGUGGACUUUUGUCCCACAUGACAGAGUACCUGCCAAAGAUCCCACAGAUCCUGCCUGUCGGUUCUGCUUGCUCUCUAGCUCAGAGAUUGGUAAACUGGAUCCCAGAUGUACCAAAGGAUGUGGGCUGGCUUUAUGGCAUGGCUGAUAAUAUUUACAAACAAGCUUGGAGGGGCAAAGAGGAGGACUAUGACUGUGAGACUUCACUGCGCAGAUCUAAGAGCCUUCCAUCUGGCCUCAACCUGCCCAAUCUGAGUCAAGAAAACCUGAACGAUCUCCCAGUGACUCCAGAGGCCACGCCCACCUCCAGCCUCACCUUUACCUGGCCCAAACAGAAUAAGCUGGACCUCAUGCCACUGACUCCGCCCCCUACACCCACAUGCAGCCCCACCUCUGCGUUUGAUGACGUUUCCUCAGAGUCUCCUAAAGGUGAAGGUAGAGGAUGGGGUUUGGGCAAGGCUGUGGGAUGGAUCAGAAAUGUUACAUCAGAAAAAACUGAAAAUCUCAAAAAAAUUGAUUUUUUAACAUUGUAUCCUACGUUCAAGUAAACAUGUUUUAUUAUGCACUAGAAUAAAAAAUAAAUGAAAAUUAAUGUUGAAUAAAGGAAUGGAAAUGC
Cheilinus undulatus (humphead wrasse) is the source of this 1787-nucleotide messenger RNA. RefSeq names its product 1-acylglycerol-3-phosphate O-acyltransferase Pnpla3-like. Gene Ontology annotation, biological process: lipid homeostasis; triglyceride catabolic process. NCBI's taxonomy places the organism in Eukaryota, Metazoa, Chordata, Actinopteri, Labriformes, Labridae. Bases 133 to 1719 code for a protein of 528 amino acids. Gene Ontology annotation, cellular component: lipid droplet; membrane; cytoplasm. Gene Ontology annotation, molecular function: triacylglycerol lipase activity. The record is from RefSeq and is a predicted model, not a curated record. The transcript is spliced from 9 exons.